AAAGAGGUUAAUAGGCAGAAGGAAAAUGAAAUGAUGAGAGAGAAAGAGAGAGAGACAUAGAUAGAGGGUGAGAUAGAGAGAUAGAGUGGGACAAAGAGAGAGAGGGACAGAGAGAGAGAGAUAGACAGAGAGAGACAGACAGAGAGAGAGACAGAGGCAGAGAGAGAGAGACAGCGAGAGACAGAGAGGCAGAGAGAGACAGAGACGCAGAGAGAGAGAGAUAGAGAGAGAGUGGAACAAAGAGAGUGGGACAGAGAGAGACAGAGAGACAGAGAGUGAGACAGAGAGAGAGAGAGAGAGAGACAGAGGGAGAGAGACAGAGAGAGAGAGAUAAAGAGAGAGAUAGAGAGAGAGAGACAGAGAAAGAGAGACAGAGAAAGUGAGAGAGAGAGAGAGUGAGGAUGAGAGAGAGGGAGAAAGAGAAGGUCUGAGGUGAACAUUGUUCAUCAGUAGUUGCUCCAGCUAGCUGAUCUCAGGAGCAGGGACUGAAGGGGGAGGGCACACUUCUGGAGAUGUCUGCUUGGUUUCGAGGUGUGGUACAAGCCAGCUCUACAUAUUGACUGAGACACACGCAACACUGCCCAGACAGAGCUCGCCACAUCGGUGGGAUUCAAUAUGAAAAUCCUUCUCCUCCUAACUUUCCUGCUUGUACUAAGUUGCAGCCACAGUAUUGUCAUCACUGGGCCCUGUUUGCGGGACAUGCACUGUGGGUCUGCUUCAUGCUGUGCCGUCAGUCUGUGGAUGCGUGGGCUGCGAAUGUGCUCCCCCCAGGGUGGUGCUGGAGACCCCUGUCACCCCCACAGUCACAAGGUGCCAUUCUGGGGGAAGCGGCAGCACCACACCUGUCCGUGCCUGCCCCACCUGUCCUGUGGCCGGUUCCCCGACUCCAGCUUCCGAUGCACCCCCCACCUCAAACAGCUGCAGUGA
Leucoraja erinaceus (little skate) is the source of this 927-nucleotide messenger RNA. RefSeq names its product prokineticin 1 (gene prok1). NCBI's taxonomy places the organism in Eukaryota, Metazoa, Chordata, Chondrichthyes, Rajiformes, Rajidae. The record is from RefSeq and is a predicted model, not a curated record. Bases 616 to 927 code for a protein of 103 amino acids. The transcript is spliced from 3 exons.